Bombina bombina (fire-bellied toad) is the source of this 1859-nucleotide messenger RNA. It is a transcript of the gene SMAD4, whose product is annotated as SMAD family member 4. The coding region runs from base 289 to 1620 and encodes 443 amino acids. Gene Ontology annotation, cellular component: heteromeric SMAD protein complex. Gene Ontology annotation, molecular function: RNA polymerase II cis-regulatory region sequence-specific DNA binding; I-SMAD binding; DNA-binding transcription factor activity, RNA polymerase II-specific. NCBI's taxonomy places the organism in Eukaryota, Metazoa, Chordata, Amphibia, Anura, Bombinatoridae. The transcript is spliced from 10 exons. Gene Ontology annotation, biological process: BMP signaling pathway; SMAD protein signal transduction; anatomical structure morphogenesis. The record is from RefSeq and is a predicted model, not a curated record.
UCUAGAGAGGUUUGUUGUCCGCGGACUGGGCGCUGUGGACAUUCGGGGAAGGAAGGCAGGGAGGGUGGAGAGAGGGCACAGCUAUUAUCCGCUCUUUACUCCCCAGCUCCGGGCUUCCUGUAAAAUCGAUACGGCCUUUACUACAUCGCAUUCAAGGCCUCUCCGUGAUUCUGGUACCUCAUAUCCUACAAGUAAGGUUUAGACUUCGUGAGAAAGACCAUAUUACUGGCAUUUUAUAUUUACGGAUACAUUUGAGAAAGAUUUAGAAAACUGGAUUCCAUUGACAAUAUGUCCAUUACAAACACGCCUACAAGCAACGACGCAUGUCUGAGUAUAGUUCACAGCUUGAUGUGUCAUCGACAGGGUGGCGAGAGUGAGACAUUUGCAAAAAGAGCAAUAGAAAGUUUGGUAAAAAAGUUGAAGGAAAAGAAGGAUGAGUUGGAUUCGUUGAUUACAGCAAUAACUACAAAUGGAGCUCAUCCGAGCAAAUGUGUUACUAUUCAGAGAACUUUGGAUGGCAGACUUCAGGUGGCUGGCAGAAAGGGAUUCCCUCAUGUCAUAUAUGCUCGCCUCUGGAGAUGGCCAGACCUUCAUAAGAAUGAACUUAAGCAUGUAAAAUACUGUCAGUAUGCCUUUGAUUUAAAGUGUGACAGUGUUUGUGUGAAUCCUUAUCACUAUGAACGUGUUGUUUCACCUGGAAUAGAUCUUUCUGGAUUGACUUUACAAAGCUCUGCUCCCUCUAGCUUGCUGGUGAAGGAUGAGUAUGGCCAUGAUUAUGUUGAAGCGCAACAGACUAUAACUACUGCAGAUGGACUUUCAAUCCAGACAAUACAGCACCCCUCAAGUAACAGGUCAUCAAAUGAGAGCUACAGCAAUUCUUCUCUGUUGGCUCCAAGUGAGCCCAGCACCCCCAAUGCCUUUGCCAGCAUUCCUGUCCCUUCAACAAGCCAACCCACCAGUUUAUUGGCAGCAAGUCAUGGUGAGGGAUUGCUUGCGAUUGCUUCAGUACCGCCCCAAGGGACGCCACAAAAUGGCUUCAGCGCACAGCCAGCAACAUAUCAUCAUAACAGUACUACAACCUGGACUGGAAAUAGAGCAGCACCUUAUACAUCUAAUAUGUCUCACCACCAGAACGGACAUCUUCAGCAUCAUCCACCCAUGCCCCAUCCUGGACAUUACUGGCCAGUUCAUAAUGAACUUGCAUUCCAACCACCAAUCUCUAAUCAUCCUGCUCCUGAGUAUUGGUGCUCAAUUGCUUAUUUUGAAAUGGAUGUUCAAGUGGGUGAGACAUUUAAAGUUCCUUCAAACUGUCCCAUUGUUACAGUCGAUGGUUACGUAGAUCCAUCAGGGGGUGACCGAUUUUGCUUAGGCCAACUCUCCAAUGUUCACAGAACAGAAGCAAUUGAGAGAGCAAGGUUACAUAUAGGAAAAGGUGUCCAGUUGGAAUGCAAAGGUGAAGGAGAUGUUUGGGUUCGUUGUCUCAGUGACCAUGCAGUCUUUGUUCAGAGUUACUAUUUGGACAGAGAAGCAGGCCGUGCUCCUGGAGAUGCCGUACACAAGAUUUAUCCAAGUGCAUAUAUCAAGGUACUUAAGUCUCACACACACAUUUGUUUCAUCUAGUACACUUUAUUUACAAAUUACUUGAUUCACAAAUUACAACAUACAAGAUACUAUCAGUGCUGAGGAAUUACUGACCCAAAAAUAUAUCACUCGGGGGUAUGUCACUCAUGUGUAUUUGAAGAUGACGGCCGCCAGCGGCUAUUUUCAGAGCAGGAUUUAUUUUUGUGGCAUGUAUGACACAAAUUACAUCUUCAGAAGCAAUACACACCACUAUGAGCUACCUGAGCAGCUAUGGUUUU